UAAUGUACCUGGCGGGAGGAUCGCCUCGUGUUGGAUUCGUUCCUCCUUCCCUAGCGAACAUCUAUGAACGGCAAUAUGGACAACCAACAGCUAGUUUCGCUUUUCCAAGGCACGCUUGACCCUAAUUUGAGGAUAGAAGCAGAGAAGAAGCUAGAAGAGAUUUCCCACUUCCCUGGGUUUUCAGCAGUGUUACUGCAAAUGGUAAUGACCCAAGAAAUACAGAUUCCAAUCAGACAAGCAGCUGUGAUUUAUCUGAAAAAUAUGAUAAGCCAUCACUGGGUGAAGAGGAAUGAAGAUCUGUAUCCAGUUGGACAUCUUCCAUAUGUUAUACCUGAUGAAGACAAACACACACUGAAAGAAAACAUUGUUGAGGCCACAACACAUGCUGCAGAACAAAUAAGGGUCCAGCUUACAGUCUGUAUAGCAGAAAUCUUGUCAUGUGACUUUCCAGACAACUGGCCAAGUUUGAUACCAAAGCUGCAUGGUUACAUCACAUCAGAAAAUCAAACAACUUGGUUGGGAGGUUUGACUGUUCUACAUCAAGUUACUAAAAAAUAUGAGUACAAGAACAAAACUGACAGAGGCCCAGUUCUGAAGGUUAUGGAAAUGUUUUUGCCAAUACUCCAUAGCCGUUGUGUUGGUUUGAUGAAAGAUGAUACUGCAGAGUCUUGCACAAUUCAAGCAAAGAUACUCAAAAUUUUCAAAUCUCUAAUACAGCUUCAUCUACCUUUGGAGUUAAUCAACCAAAACAAUUUUCCUCAGUGGAUGGGAAUAUUAAAAACAAUUAUGGAAAGGCCUGUACCUGAGGCUGCCAAAAGCUGGGAUGAAGAUGAGCAACCCUCACCGUGGUGGAAAUGCAAGAAAUGGGCUGUUACUGUUCUGUUUAGAAUCUUCGAACGUUAUGGAUGCCCUGGCGGGGUCGGCGAGGAGUAUGCUGCUUUUGCUGAUUUCUAUGACAAACAUUUCUCAGAAAGUGUGAUGGAAAGUAUGCUAAAGAUUCUCGAUCUUCAUAGAAGAAAAGAAUAUGUUUCGCCACGAGUUCUUCAGCAAGUUUUCAAUUAUUUACACCAAGGCGUUGCAAAUGCAAGGUCAUGGAAAGUAAUGAGACCUCAUGUCCAGACAAUAAUAAGAGAAAUAAUAUUCCCGUUAAUGUGUCAUAACAAAGAAGACGAAGAAUUGUGGAAUGAAGAUCCUCAUGAAUACAUAAAAGUCAAAAAUGAUCUUUUCGAAGACUUUCUAUACAUAUCACCGAAUGCAGCAGCGAAGAACUUGUUGAUUGAAGUAAAUACAAAGAGAAAAGGAGUCCUGGAACCCACAAUUCAAUUCAUCAUGGAAAUACUAACAGCAAAUCCACCUGACCCAAUGAAAAAAGAUGGCGCCUUACACAUGCUUGGAGCUCUUGCUAAAAAGUUAUCAAAGCGAAAGGAGUACAGAAACAACAUGGAAAUCGUACUCGUUAGACACAUAUUUCCAGAAUUUCAAAGUGAAUUUGGCUUUCUGAGGGCCAGGGCAAAUUGGGUCGUUCAGCAUUUCUCCGUCUCCCCGUUCAACGAUAUAGAAAUCCUCGCGCAAACAGUGAACCAUGUAAUGAAUUCAUUGUGUAAUGAUAAGGAACUUCCGGUUCAAGUGGACGCUGGGAUUGCUAUUAGUCACAUCUUGGAAAGAGACGAGGAGGGAGUAAUGGCGGCUAUAAAACCACAUGUCAGGAAUAUUGUCGAAAAGCUACUAAUUUUACUUCGCGAAACUCACACCGACGAAUUAGCUGGAACGAUUUCAAAGAUGGUUGAAAAUUUUGGUGACGAUAUUUCUUCGAUAGCCUUUGAGCUAACAAGUACCUUGUGUAAAACGUUCUUGGAACUCGUGGAAAGUGAAGAAGAUUACGACAGUAAAUCAGUAACGGCAGUUGGCGUAUUAGAAACGAUCGGAUGCAUUGUUGGCGAACUCGACCAAGAAGAGGAAAUAAUGUCACAAUUAGAAGAACUCGUCUCGCAGCUUAUAGUCACAGUGCUACAAAAAGAAUAUAUGGAAUUUUACGAAGACACAUUUACAAUUUUAAGUGAAUGCACAUCAGUAAAAAUUUCACCAAGGAUGUGGCAGCUCCUUCAGUUAGUUUAUGAAACAUUCCAAAGAGAUACUAUCGAUUAUUUUACAGAAAUGAUGCCAUGUCUGCAUAAUUAUGCCACUGUGGAUGCACCAGGUUUUCUCGCAAAUCCUCGAAACAUCGAAAUUAUGUACGAAAUGGCGAAAAAGGUUUUGGAAUCAACGACGGGGGAGGAUCCAGGGGAACAGGCCGCAAAACUAAUUGAAGUUAUCAUAUUGCAACACCGGGAUGGAAUAAGCCAGUGGCUGCCGGCGUUCAUGAUGUUGGCUUUGGAAAGACUUACGAGAGAAGUGAAAACGAGUGAAUUCAGGGUUCUUCUGCUACAAGUAGUUAUUGCAGCGUUGUAUACAAAUGGCCCUUUGGCUCUUGGAGUACUUGAGAAAACGCAGUUUCCAUCAGCUAGUGAGCCUAUCACAGCGCAGUUUAUCACGCAAUGGCUGAAAGACACUGAUUGCUUUCUUGGAAUGCACGAUCGAAAGGCGUUUGUUCUUGGCAUGUGCUCUCUGCUUUCCAUACCGAGCGGCGAAAGACCGCAAGCUGUAAAUGCCCUUGCUCAACAAUACUUACAGUCGUUGAUCACUAUAUUCAAAGGUCUAAAAGAAGGAUACGAUGAAAUAACUGCAGCUGACGAAGAAGACAAGGACGAGGAAGGAGGUGACGAGCUGGAGAGCAGUGAUGACGAAUAUGACGAAGAUGGAGCCGAAUAUGUUGAUAUGCUGCAAAAACAGAUAGAGAGUAAAUCGUCUGGACUAAAAUUUUUCGGCGAUUCUGAUGACUUAGAAAUAUUUACGACCCCGAUCGAUGAUAACCCAUACAUAGAUGAAUAUAUUACAUUUAGAGACACGUUACAAGGUUUGCAGACGAAGGACGCGCAGUUUUACGAAGUUAUGGUCACAUCGUUAUCUCCAGAACAACACGGCGAAAUUCAAGAAAUUAUUAACGAGGCAAACCGAAGGCAGAAAGCUAACGAGUCAAGAAAGUACGAGGAACAAGGAGGAUACAAGUUCACGCUAGCAGACCUUCCUGCGAAAUUCUCCUUUGGAGGAUCACAGUAACCCUAAAGUUAUUGGGAUAAAAAUUGGCGAAAAAUGAAGUCGUCUUUGCUGGUCUAUAAUGGCAAGCUUAGGCCCAAAGUAAUAUGAAGAACAAUGUAUACAGUGCGCAAUAAGCGCUCUUUGUUUUUAUUGCUGCUUUACUUUCAAUAGGUCAAAAGUGCCAUGUUUCAACAAUUAGGAUAUUUUCUACUGUAAUGCCAAAAUGGUAGGAGUGAGCAACAUAAAGAUGAUACACGCUUGUAAAUUUUUGAGAUUAACUAAUUAUGCAAUGAGAAUGUAAUGGUUUAUAAGAAUACAAAUGCUUGGCUGUGUAGCUUCUACCUUUUUUAGAAACAAGUUGAAUUAUGUUUGCCGUGCAGGACCCACUGGCUGGCACUUUAAUGAACCAGAGUAUUAAGUGUGAAAGUCACAGUAUGUUUAUAAAGUGCAUUCUUGCCAAAUUUUGGCAGUAAAUCGUUUUGCAUUCACAUGUCUCCAGAUGCCCUUAAUAAAGUAUCAUUACUCCCAAUUUUACCGUUUAAAAAGAAAUCUUUAUGCCCUUCCGCCCGACAGUGUUUAAAUCACAAUUUGUCCGCUCAAUUAGCCUAUUUUGUGGGAGUGUAGAGCUCGUUCCAAGGCAGUUAACUAAGGAUGGUAGCUCGGCUCCUUUUGCACUAGUUAGUGUUUUACAGUUUUAAUAGUGAUAUUAAAAACUUCCCCUUACCAGUUCAUGAAAUCAACUUACCCUGGUAAAUAUAUAAAAUGUGAUCCCUUACCAGUACAUUAAAUCAACUUUAAGAGUUGUGAGGAUCAUAAUUGGACAAAUUUGACGGGUAAUUACCCGGAGAUCCUCCAUUUUUUUAAGUUCUGCUACGAUCUAUAACAUUAAAAUGUUUCUUUUGGCGAUACAGUGUUGGUUAUUAUCUUUUAUCGAAAACAUAAUAGUUAUAAUUCGUUGGUGACGAUUUUCCAUGAUAAGAUGACAUAGGGUAAGUGAGGCUGAAUUUAAAAACAUGUAAGUGAGGACAUAGGGUAAGUGUGGCUAAAUUAAGAAUAUGUGACGAUUAAUUCAUUUGGCAAACAUUGAUUUUUAUGGUUUAUUUCAUAUCAUAUGGUUCGCAGGUUUGCAAGAAACAUAAAAACGUACAAAACGCUCUUGUUUAUUUACUUAUCUUUAAUUUGUACAUGGACAAAGAAAUGCAUCGUGUACAUUAGAUCCACAAUAAUCUGCAAAUAAUAGAAAUUAACUUUCAUUUAAUUCUCUGUUUAAUUGAUUGCUGAUAACAUCCCCUCAAAACUUUCCUGCAAUUUUCUUGCAAAGAAAAACCGCAUUUUCCGUUUCUGAACAUCCAGUGAUUAUAGCUAUUUUUGCCAUAGGGUUCAAGUCAAAAAGUCAAAAGUGUAGUGUUUAUAUAUCACCGUGCAGACACGAGGAGCCAAGAGAAGUGAAUAGUAUUAUAUCUUUAUUUCCAGCUUCUAUAACAUUUUUACGAAAAAUUUUCUGCGUUAUCGCUUGAUCCUCGUUAUACUGCCAUACCUUCUGUGAGAUCAGCGCAUUGGAUCAGCGUCACUGCCCGUUGUCCGUUGUACAACGUUGUCUUUUGUCUUGUAAUUAUUUUCGCAAUACUUUGACCUACGGAGGAAAGGAGUUAUAGAAUCAUUUUUUAUUACAAUGUUUUGCGUAAUGUUAUUCUCCUUUAUUGGAAACUGCCUAUUAAGAGGAGUGAAAUCGUAAUUUAUAAUAAACAUUUCAACUAAA
Messenger RNA from Rhopilema esculentum, 4894 nucleotides. RefSeq names its product importin-7. NCBI's taxonomy places the organism in Eukaryota, Metazoa, Cnidaria, Scyphozoa, Rhizostomeae, Rhizostomatidae. Gene Ontology annotation, molecular function: small GTPase binding. Gene Ontology annotation, cellular component: cytosol; nuclear envelope. Gene Ontology annotation, biological process: protein import into nucleus. The record is from RefSeq and is a predicted model, not a curated record.